Cyprinodon tularosa is the source of this 2582-nucleotide messenger RNA. Its product is annotated as potassium voltage-gated channel subfamily B member 2-like. The transcript is spliced from 2 exons. The annotation marks the transcript as partial. Lineage: Eukaryota; Metazoa; Chordata; Actinopteri; Cyprinodontiformes; Cyprinodontidae. Gene Ontology annotation, cellular component: membrane; voltage-gated potassium channel complex. Gene Ontology annotation, biological process: potassium ion transmembrane transport. Gene Ontology annotation, molecular function: delayed rectifier potassium channel activity. The record is from RefSeq and is a predicted model, not a curated record.
GAGGUUGAAGAGGCUGUAAAGAGAUACUCCACAGUCCAGAGGGCUAUCAGCACACACACUCUUAUUCUCGCCAUUAUAUCGAUCCUUUUUAUCGUCCUUUCCACCAUCGCCUUGUCUCUCAACACCUUACCAGAGCUCCAGGUUAUAGACGAGUUUGGUCACGCCAAUGAUAACCCACAACUUGCCCAUGUGGAAGCUGUUUGCAUCGCAUGGUUCACUAUGGAGUACCUCCUACGCUUCCUUUCCUCUCCAAACAAGUGGAAGUUCUUCAAAGGUCCACUAAAUAUCAUUGAUUUACUGGCCAUCCUGCCAUACUAUGUCACCAUCUUCCUAACAGAAUCUGACAAGAGUGUGCUACAGUUCCAAAAUGUGCGCCGUGUGGUGCAAAUAUUCAGGAUUAUGAGAAUAUUGAGAAUCCUGAAAUUGGCCCGGCAUUCUACAGGACUCCAGUCUCUAGGGUUUACUUUGAGAAGGAGCUACAAUGAACUUGGCUUGCUUAUAUUAUUUCUUGCCAUGGGCAUUAUGAUAUUUUCCAGCUUGGUGUUCUUUGCUGAGAAGGAUGAAGAUGCCACAAAAUUCACAAGUAUCCCUGCUUCAUUCUGGUGGGCCACCAUCACAAUGACUACAGUAGGGUAUGGGGAUAUAUACCCACAGACUUUACUUGGAAAGAUUGUUGGUGGACUCUGCUGUAUUGCAGGAGUACUAGUAAUUGCUCUACCAAUCCCUAUUAUUGUCAACAACUUCUCAGAGUUUUAUAAGGAGCAGAAGAGGCAAGAGAAAGCCAUUAAGAGGAGAGAGGCAUUGGAGAGAGCAAAGAGGAAUGGCAGCAUUGUAUCAAUGAACCUAAAGGAUGCCAUUGCUCGAAGUAUGGAAAUAUUGGAUGUGGUGGUAGAAAAGGGAGAAGACAGAACAUCCCUAGACAACCACCUUACACCAAGCCGUUUUGGCAGCUCCACAAGGCGUGCCACUUCUGAGAGCAGUCUCAGAUCUCCAGACAAACGAAUCUCAGAGUCAGGACCUCAAAGCUCGCCCCACCCUAUAACCAUUACCACCACCGAAAGUCCACAUCGGAUAAGCAGGACGCCACAGCAUCUUAACGCUCAGAAAUUGGAGGAAAUGUACAACCAGAUGACCAAAUCCCAAUCCUUCACAAAUCUAAACACCACAAGUUCCAUGAGCACACUGAGCACAACCGUGACUGUACCUGGAUCGCCGAAGAAGUCUCUCAGCCCUGACUCAACGUUAAAGGAAGAGGUGCUACUAGAGAUGAGGGAAGUCAGGGAUUAUUCGAAAGGCAAUUUAGCCGGACAUACAGCAGAAUGCAUAAACCAGGGUUUCAACCAGGCUUGUGAUGAUGAGGGGUUAUGUGAGAUCAGACACCCUAAAGCUCCACCAGUUUUGGAUUUUAGCCACCUAAGCUCUACUGGUAAUGACUUUUAUCAAUCUCCCAACCUAUGUGAUGGAUCAGAUUUACAAACAGAGGAAGGUGAGAGCUUUAACAGUGCUGUUGAGAUAAUCCAAGGCUCUACAUCUGAAAACAAUCCUCUAAAAAUAAAAGGAUUGGAGGUUAACUUUAGCAAACCUUCCAGUGAAGGACCUCCUACUCCACCUAGCACCACCUCACCUGGAGAAAUCAGCUCAAGCAUCCUGGGAGAUGAGUCCCCAGCAGAAGAAACAUCACCCCUCAUAACCAGUUCAGGAGCGCUUCUCCCAGUCACAGUUGAGGCCACCUGCAAGCACUCCCCUAAGAGGCUUGUGAUAGACACCCCACCUGGUGAUGAAGAUCAGUCCACAGAUAACCAUGAGGAGAAGCAACUUAUGGAGGAGGCCGGCGCUGCGGUUGCACCCUUGUCACCCAAAACAGCCGGACAAAACUGUACCCAAGGCAGCAACCCAGGUGGACGCAAAGUAGAGAAUCACAUAUUUACAUCUGACAUCCACCUGAUACCUGGAGAUGGCAGCCUCACUCCAACCUGUGAAACAAGCAUGUGAGCAUCAGGGGAAGCUAGACCUAUAACAACCUCAGUCCUGGCAUGUGGGGGAGAAGCAGGACAAAUCUGGGUGUAGUCGAACUGAAAGAUAUACUUGCAUGGCAUGACAAGUUCUCUUUUACUUGGGUUGUUGCGUAUUGCUGAAUCAGAAACUGCAGGGCUUCAUGCAGUUUUGAGAAAAAUACUUGAGCAAACAGUGGGCCCAAAAAGGAAAAAAAAAUGAGGCUCUGGAGACAAGGGGAAUACAUCAAAUAAUGCAGACACCAGUUUUCCCAACGUAACAAAAAUGACUACUUUCUUGCUAGGGAAAUGCUCAGAAGGAUUUAUCUGUACAAAGCAUGCAUUAAAAAAGAUAUUUUAUGGUGCUUAGUUUGCUGAAAGCCCUCCACUGUAAAUACAAUGACAUGCAAGGUAAUGACAAUGCACAAGAUGGCAAAGGAAGACCGAAGGUACAAACAUUUGUAAUGACAAAAAAACAAUCGGGGUUGGGGGGGUUGAAUCAACACUCUUGAGAGUGGGUAUUUGCAUAGUAGCGAUCUAUAUUAAAAAACUAAAAAACAAAAAAACAAAAACAUAUCACAUAUUACCUGA